CUCUUCUUUCAACUUUGAUCAAUUUCUUUGUUCAGCUGAAGGUAAUCAAAUGGAGCACGAUUCGAGUGUUAGUCCAUCAAGUUACAGAGGUGUGCGCCAACGGAAAUGGGGAAAAUGGGUGUCUGAAAUCCGGGAGCCUGGGAAGAAGACCCGAAUAUGGCUCGGGAGCUACGAGACAGCCGAAAUGGCAGCGGCGGCCUACGAUACGGCGGCAUUACACUUCCGAGGACGAGCUGCUCGGCUUAACUUUCCGGAAUUGGUCGAUAGCCUUCCGCGUCCGGCUAGCUCCAGUGCGGAAGACGUUCAAGUGGCGACACAAGAGGCUGCAUUGAGGCUCGGUCGAAGACCCAAGUUGAGCUCGGAGGUGGGUGCUGAGCUACCCGGUGGUGGGAAGAGCCUUGGUCCGGUUAGGACCGGAUUGUCACCCAGCCAAAUUCAAGCUAUCAAUGAGUUCCCACUGGAUUCUCCCAAGAUGUGGAUGGAACUGGCUGGUGCAGUGUUGUUGGCCGAGCCGAUGAUGUGUGGGGUUGAUGAUGCCGUGUUCAUGACUGACUAUGAAGAAAUUCUGGUUGAACCCAUUUGGGAUUAAAUUA
Messenger RNA from Hibiscus syriacus, 593 nucleotides. RefSeq names its product ethylene-responsive transcription factor ERF022-like. Gene Ontology annotation, biological process: regulation of DNA-templated transcription. The transcript has a single exon. Bases 50 to 589 code for a protein of 179 amino acids. Gene Ontology annotation, molecular function: DNA-binding transcription factor activity; DNA binding. NCBI's taxonomy places the organism in Eukaryota, Viridiplantae, Streptophyta, Magnoliopsida, Malvales, Malvaceae. The record is from RefSeq and is a predicted model, not a curated record.